Molecule: messenger RNA, 6820 nt
Organism: Trichobilharzia szidati
Lineage: Eukaryota; Metazoa; Platyhelminthes; Trematoda; Strigeidida; Schistosomatidae
Source: the annotation of a GenBank genome assembly
UAACAAGCGCGCGCAGUUUAGAGCCGCGCCUUACUUUGUCUCGUUGUAUUUACAUGUCGCGUUACUUCUAGUCACUUUCUGCCUAUUCCCGGCUAUUUAUUUCUUACAAAUGUAUUGGAUAUAAUACUUAAAUAGUGUUCCUUCAUGAGAUUGAUUUAAUUCCUUCGUAUUCGUAAUGUUUUGAAUUGGUUCAGAUCAUAAUAUUCAGGAAAUCAAAUCGUGUUUGUCUGUUUGUUGGAAAUAUCAUUUAAUUGGCAGAUUGAUUCUAUUGAAAUGGUAUUCAAUUCUCGUGAAUUCAACAGAUCUAUUCUUCUCUUUAUCAUAAUCAUUUAUGUUAAUUAUGCUAUACAUAAAGUAACUGCUGAAAGUAUUCAACAAUCAUCAUUAACCUCAUUACAAAAUAAUAAAUUCAAGUAUUAUUCAAGUAAUACUAUUGAUCAUGAUAAUGUUGAUUUGAUAAAUGAAAAAGUGAAUGCACCUCCAUUCCUGCUAAAUACGGAUAGUUUAAAAUCAUGUGAAUGUUGGAAAUGGCCAAGUUGUGUUACUAAUUGUACCUCCGGCACAUUAAUUCAAGUUAUGUGUGAUAAACUACGUUCAUCUCGUUCAAGGCUAAGCAAUUUCGGGACAUCGUGUAAAGAAAGAAAAGAGGCCAUCCGUCAAGUGUUCUUAUUCACCAAUCAUUUAUUGAUUACAGCUAGAACUAAUAAUGGAAAGUUGAGAUUAGUUAAAAACUGUGGUAAAAUUUCUCUGGUUGAAUGUACGCUUGUCGAGGACACUACAGCGGAAUUAUUCAAUAUGGAUGAUGAAGAUCAAACAAAUCUUGGAAAUGAUCAAAAAAGUCAACAAGAAAAUGGUUCUCAUAUGACAAGAAGUAAUAUCGCCCCUCUGUUAAGUUCAUCCCCUUUAAAUACAAACAUUAACAGUGAAUUGCAUUCACGUAAUUCAUAUCCCGCCAAUAUUUUACAUGAUCCCAGCAGCCAUCAACAUCAACAGCAUCAACAUCCUCAUCAAUUACACAAACGUUAUACAUGCCCUGAUUCCACUCUAAAUCGGAAUACACCUGUAAAUAGCUCUUAUCGUGUUGAUCAGCUGCACAGGUCUUCUACACCUCUGUCUUCUACUGGCACUGGCGGAAUAACGCAGCAGUCAUUGCCGACGACAACAACAACAACAGCGUCAACGACAACAUCUGUUUCAUGGUUACCAUCGCUGACAGUUCAGCAUAGACAUUCUGCAUCGUUGUGCACAUCCUCAGCAACAACAACAACUGGUGACAGUGAUGUACAGCAUACUACAAUGAGAAGUUCUAUCAACCAACCUGCGACUACCAUUAUCAGUAAUAGUGGUAUCACUUUCACGCCUAUAUCGAAUAUGUCUAAUGCGCCUAACAACACUGUACAAACUCGUAGUGGUUCAAAUGUUAGUUAUUCAGCAACGGCGAUAACAUCAGCAAUGCCAACAUCAGCAACAACAACGACGACACCAGAUAUUAAUGUUGUUAUGAGUCCUACAUCCACGCAGCAUCCAACAAGUCCAUCAUUUUCAAUGUUACACAGAUUUAGUAGUAAUAUGGGUCUGCUGAACUCUUUGAAUACAACUACCACUUGUAGUAAUACAGAUAAAACAGACUACGGGAAUUUGGAUUUUCGCUUAAUAUGGGAACCUAAAAAUGGUCAACCGACAAGUAUAUGGCUUGUUGCAUCAACACUGCAAGAAAAAGCAGCUUGGUGUUCAGAUAUCAGUCAAUGUAUUGAACAAUUACACUAUGGUGAUAUUUUGAAUUCAGCUCAAUCGGAUGUCUCAUCAGUAGCAAUGCCUCAAUCUAUCCGAUCUGAUCCGAAGUUGUUUAAAGAUGAUGUUGACAUUAAAUUCAGUCAUACAUUGAACUCUUGUAAAGUUCCUCAGAUUCGAUAUGCAACUGUUAGUCGCCUGUUGGAUCGUUUGACAGAUGCUAGAUUCUUGUCAAUCGAUUUUUUGAAUACAUUCCUUCUUACCUAUCGUGUAUUUACUACUGGUCUCUCGGUGAUAUGGUCAUUGAAUCAAGUAUUGGCGAAUCCAGAUGUGGAGAACAGUACUGGUUCGAAUAAUAGUUCAAUGGGUCAAAAUCAAAACCAAUCCUUUACUUAUUCUCAUUUUGAUAAUCCUGAACCACGUGACCCGUUGAGUAUGCCAAGGCCGUCAGAAAUUUCAUUGACAACAACAAAUACUACUACGAAUCGAUUGCCAGUACUGGAAGAAGCUGUAAACAGUCGACUAGAUGAUACCUCGCCUAGUCCUAAUUCAAACUCUCAGACAGACGAUAAUAGAUGUGAAUUACAUCACAGUAAUAAUACGGUCGAUGGUAAUUCAGACGUAUUGACAACAACACAACAGUCAUCCAGUAGACUGGAUCAGACAGCGACAACGACAGCGACUAAUACUGAGGUGUCUAACGCCUCCGCCGUCAGUACAAUAAAAUCUCAAAAGAAGCUACUUCCAAGUCCAAUAUCUACCUCAGAUAUGCAUCAAUCACCUAAUGUAUCAUCAGGUCAAGAAUAUAAUCCCGGUUGUAUGAGUCGAUCAGAGAUUGGAGAUAGUCGUAGUUUUUUCUCAGAGAGACAAUCCUGUAAAAGUUUCAUGAAUAGAAGUUUCCACUCGUCAUCAUCAUCAUCAGCAUCAACGUCAUCAACAACAACAACAACAACAUCAGCGCCAGCAUCAAUGGCAGUCAAAAGUCCUAUAAUUAACACAACACAAUCGACAACUGUCCUCAUUCCUCGUUCACCUGUAUAUAGUACACUGGUAGAUUUACGAGAUGAUCCACCGCUGGAGUUACCUAUCCUUCCUAAUCCUAAGACGUCGGAGAAAAAGCAACAACCUCGUGAAAGUAAAGAUACAGGCAAGGAGACAUCUUCAUCAACUCCCAUAUCGUCUCACGAUGAUAUUGAUGAAGGCACUGGUACAGUGAAAGGACAUGCACGUUUAGCACCAUUAGCUUCAUGUGAAGUAAUUCCAGAUGAAACAGAUCCAACAAGCAUUUCAAAACAAGAAUCUGUCAAAGAUUUCAAAACUUCUUUAUCAUCUAAAGAGAAUAUCGCCAGUCAUGAGGAUAGUUGUCGGCAUGAAGCUAGUGAGAACAGUAUAACUACUACUACGACUACCACUCAUGUUGAUAAAAUAGAUUCUACAUGUGUACAUAAUACAACUACUGGUCAUUUAGACAUUCAUUUGGAUAAAACUGAUGGUUUAGUAAGUCAAGGCGAAAUCCAAUCAAAUGUUGAACAUAGCAAAGAACAGCUAAGCGGUGUAAGACGUGAGAAAAGUGAAGAUGAGACACAUUCUUCGAAGCAGAGUGAAUCGACAAAUACAUCGAAAUCAGAUAUUGAAAUCUCUGUGUCAUAUGAAAAUCAGCCAAAGGAAUAUUUAAAUUAUGCGCCAAUGACUAAAAUCAAUACACAAAAUAUUGAAAGUAGACAUUUUAAACAAACAACAGAUCAAUUAUCAAUUUUAAAUAGUCAACAAUUUAGUCAUAGUUGGACAACAAUUAAUCGUAUUGCAUGUAAAAAUGAUACCGACGACUACAACGACUGUGACGAUGAUGUUGGUGAUGACGAUGAUGGCGUUGCAGAAGAUGAUGCUGCUGUUUACGAUCAUAAUGAAAAUGUCACACACAGGGGGGAUAACACUGACAGUAGAAUAAAACAUGCGGAAGAUUGUCAAAAAUUGAAAAAAUCUCCUUUAUCAGUAACUAAUUUAAAGGAUAAUGAUAGAUUGUUGGAGAAUUAUUUAAAUCAAACUGUUGGUUCAUCAUUGUUGGCCACAGAGAACAAUUAUGAUCGACAACCUCAACAGCAACAACAGCAACAGUCAUCAGGGAAUUGUGAGAAGGCAGUUAGUGAUGAUAAUACACCCCAAGAUAAAGACAGAUCCGAGUCAAUAAACUGUACAAAUCCCGUGAAACCUGCAAAUUCAACAAAACAACAAUCAACAGUGAAUUUCAAACCUCAUCCCCCCAGUCACCCGUCACAGAAAUACUUCCCAGUGGCUGAAAGUUUAGAUUUAGCUACCCGGCUGACAGCAAUUACAAAAUCACCUAAAUCAUUCUCCGCUUGCCAAUCACUCGCCAAGCAUACAAUGAUUGCAGCGUUAAACUGUUCUCGAGCAUUUACCGGUUUACAAAAAACAACAGCCAAUGAGAAUCGUAGUUCUGACGCCGGUGUAAACAGUAGCAUACAGUCGAAAUAUUUAGAGGAUAACUAUCCAGAAUUUAAAGAAAUCAUCCGCUCGUCGCCGUCUAGUCCGAAGAAGUAUUCAGAAGGAUCUGUGAUGAAGAAUAAAAAUACAAAACCAAAUGUAAACAUUCAUGAUACUUCACAAACACAUGAAAAUGAAAAUAUCAAGAUAUCUCCAAAGUUUUCCACUGACAGUAGAACAACUCCUGAAAUUAUUUCAACACGUGAAAGUCAAACAGAGGCUAGACGAUCUGUUCCAAGUUUCAAGUCCAGUAGACCUAUCAGUUCAGUUGAAGUAAUAAGACAAAAGAAAACAGAUACUGUUGUAAAUGAACAAUGUAAACUUGUACGUAAAACCAACAAAGGACAAGAUUCAAAUAACUCAGAAGAAGGUAGACACCAUCAAGAAACUCUUCAGCCAUUAUCGUCUUCAACAAAUAACAAUAACCAGACCGUACCAUCUGAUAUUAUGGUAAAAGAACGACAGGAUUCAUUAAUCCCACAUCAGUUGGGGAUUGGGGAUUGUGCCAGGGGAUCUGUUGUAUCUUGGUCUGGUGUAUCACAUAUUUCCAAGCCUAAACGUCCUUCAGUUUUCUCUUGUCCUGAAGCAGAAUUUGAAUCCCCAAGAUCAAGUGUUAUUCAUCCAUCGUUAAGUGAACUAGCAUCGAACAAGAGAACUCGACCAGGUGCAGUGGUCACUUCUUCAAGAAGAUCGAAACGACGGUCAAGCAAUACUGCAGCUGCUCAAGCCUUUGCUGUCGCCACAGCCGGCAGUGCAAAUCCCCUAGCUGCUGUCGGUAUCAUGGGUUUAGGCCCGAAUCUAUUUCGUCCGGGUGGAUAUCGUUUCUCUGCAGGUACGGCAACAGCUGCAGCUGCACAAGUUGGUCUCCGAUCAGGAUCAAGUUCUCUUUCAGGCAGUAGUACGAGUAUUGCUGUCUCAUCGGCGGGGGUAACAAGUCGUUCCUCUGGUCAAAGUACUUCUAUUUCAACUGGUGCCAAUAAUCCAGUGUCACAAUCAGCAAUGGGAACGAUGACGACAACGACGCCGCCGCCGCCACCGGGAGGACCAACAUUAACCAGCACAGUAAAUUCAUCGUCACUGGUUCAAACAACACCACCGACAGUCAACACAGCUUUGCGUUAUAAUAUUGGCAGGAAUGGUUUGAAUACAACAACAAGUAAUCCGUCAGUAUCAGCAAGCAAUACAUUCAGCUUUCAUUCAUACAAUCUAACAAGUCCAACAUUAAUCCAACAUUCAUCUGGUGGUGUUGGUGUUCCCUCGGGGACAACAUCUCAUCAUUGUACAAAUCAGGCUAAAAGGAAUACAAUGUUGGCUACAGCAUCAUGUCUCCGUGUGUUGAAUGUUGUAAGACACUGGAUAACUAAAUUUCCUGAUGAUUUUCAAAGUGAUUCAGUUUUAAAACGUGAAAUGCAAACCCUUUUGGAUGCUCUGGUCACCUGUCCACAUUUAAUGCCAAACGACCAAAAAGUGGCUGGUCAAUUAUUACUUCAAAUGAUCUCUGAUCAACUGGUACAUGAUAGAAUUGAUCUCGAUAGUAUAUUAACUCCAACACAGAUCCCAUCAGAGAAGAACUUCGAUCAGUUGUCUGCGCUGGAUAUCUCUGAACAGUUGACAUUCUUGGAUUUUCAAAUAUUUCGAUCGAUAAGAAGCGAAGAAUUACUCAAUCAGUCUUGGAUGAAAUUGGACAAAGAAGAGAAAGCGAAGCAUGUCCUGUUGGUUUGUAAACGUUUUAAUGAGGUCAGUCGUCUAGUCGUCUCCGAAAUUAUAUCCCGUACAGAUUUAAACGACAGAGUUAUGUGUAUUGACAAAUGGGUAGCUAUAGCCGAUAUCUGUCGAUGUAUGCAAAAUUACAAUGGUGUACUACAAAUCUGUGCAGCUCUGGUGAAUAGUUCUGUCUACAGGUUGAAAAGAACAUGGGAAAGAGUUAGCAAGCAGACGAAACAGUCAAUUGAUCGACUGCAAAUGCUUGUGGCUUCAGAUGGACGAUUCAAGUCAAUGCGUGAAGCAUUGCACAGAUGUGAUCCUCCAUGUAUCCCAUAUUUAGGAAUGUAUUUAACCGAUCUAUCGUUUAUUGAAGAGGGUGCUUUAAAUAUAACUGAGAACAAUUUGGUCAAUUUUUGUAAAAUGCGUAUGAUUGCCCAUGUGAUACGGGAAGUUCAACAAUAUCACCAGACUCCAUAUCUUAUAACUCAUAGACGAGAGGUAACGGAUUAUUUACUUGAUCCAACACGGUUGCUAGAUGAAGAACAAACCUAUCAAGCAUCAUUGAUUAUCGAACCAAGACAAUCAAUUAAUCGACAACCACCAACUAGCCUGUCAUAGUCAAUUUCAUUAACAAAACUCUCCAACCAACUAGCUAUAUGAACAGUUCUCAUCGCAGAUUGAUUUUCUGUAUACAUUUAUGUAAAAAUUUAAUUUAUAAAAUAGCAUGUAUGAACUUAAAGAUGAACUGUUUUUUCGUUAUUUUGUUUCUUAUUUUCUGAUGUCUAUCAAACACAAACACACACACGCGCGCGCCAUUUGGGAUUCCAGCAAACUUUGUAAUCUCUUUCUCUUUAUUCUUUCUGUGUACUCCCCCCUACCCCUC